AUGGCGAACCUGCUUCGGGUGUUCUCCAAUUGUCAGUCGGAGGGCAGGGCGGCGGCUGUGGCCUUUACCGUCGCAGGGUAUCCCACUAAGGAUGCUACCGUUGAUAUCCUCCUAGCCAUGCAACGGGGAGGUAUCGAUAUCGUGGAGCUGGGGAUACCCUCUACCGAUCCCAUUGGGGAUGGCCCCAUCAUUCAAGACGCACAUGCCGUUUCCUUGCGAGCUGGGUCCAACUUUCAGACGACGCUGGGUCUUGUUGGACGCGCUCGAGCGCGAGGCCUUGUGAUCCCCGUCGUAAUCAUGGGUUACUGCAAUCCGGUCUUACAGUAUGGGCUUAGAAGAGCAAUUGAGGAAGCAGCUCAGGUCGGGGUCGACGGCUUUCUUCUGGCAGAUCUGCCUGUGACUGAGUCGGUCCAUUUCCGUAAACUUUGCAAAGAAACAGGGCUGUCGUAUAUACCCGUUAUAUCACCGACCAUGAAGGACGCACGGAUCGAGCUCCUCUGCCAGGCUGCAGACACCUAUCUCUAUGUGCUCUCGAGAAUGGGCGUUACCGGGUCAGCUCGCGAAGGCGCAUCGGUAAACGUGUUUCUCGUUCAAUUCUUGCAGAAGUUACACCACUUCUGCGGAAACAAACCGUUUGCCCUAGGCCUUGGAGUCAGCACUCGGGAGCAGUUCCUUAGCAUGCAAGACUUGGCCCCAGGUGUGGUGGUGGGGACUCAGAUUAUCAAGACUAUCAACGGGACUCCAGUAGACGGGGAGCUGGCUGAAGCCAUCGAAAACUAUUGCAUGUAUCUCACCGGUCGAUCCGAAAUUGGUUCUUCCACGCAGCUAUCCAUCCAUCAUCCUACCGUUAAUUCCUCUGCAGGUACCCCUUGUUUGGCCCAGGAGACAAUCCUCCCAUCGCACUUCGGGCCAUACGGAGGGCAAUAUGUACCAGAGCUACUAUUAGACUCUUUGGAGGAUCUCGAACAAUGUUUUAUUAACUCCCAGGGAGACUCUAAUUUUUGGAGACAGUACCAAAGCCAUUUGACAGCUAUGACCAGUCGGUCCGAGGGCCUUCAGAUCGAGGUUAAAUAUGGUACCAGCAGCCCGGGUGCCAAUCUUUGGCUACAACAGGGCGGUUCACACGCCGCAGAAAGAUACAGACUCUACAGCACUCUCGGCCAAAUUCUCCUCGCCUGCCGGUUGGGCAAAAAACGCAUCCUGGCCGAGACCACAUCCGAGGGUGAUGCAGUGGCAACAGCCACCCUAUGCGCGAGACUGGGACUUGACUGUGUCCUUUUCAUGGGAGCUCGAGACCUCAAACAGUUCCCAGAGUUACCUGGCCAUAUUGAUAAGCUUGGAGGAAAGCUGAUUUCCGCCGAUGGUGGCGGACAGGUGGUGCGCGAUGCUAUCAACACUGCACUUCAGUCUUGGAUUGCAGACUUGCACAAGUGCCAUUAUGUCCCUAGCUUUGCGAUCGGGCCACAUCCGUUUCCUACAAUCGUCCGCACUUUCCAGACGCGUUUUGGGAACGAAACGCGGGAAGAGGCAAUCUCUCAAAUUGGAAAGUCCCCGGAUGCGGUGGUAGUAAGUAUAGCGGCAGGAGAUGCGGCUAUCGCGCUGUUACCAGGCUUCAUGGAUAUCGUAGGCAUUGAUGUUGUCCUGGUGGACCCCUCGGGGAAAAUAGUGACGAUGUCUCCGGGUGUUUUCCAUGGGUCGUGGACGGAGGUUCAGCAGGACAAGGAUGGACAGGUGGCGAGCGAGGGUGAUCCACGAUCUCACGGCUAUCGCAAUUACCCAGCAUUGGAGCCAGAGCUCAGCCACUGGGUGAGCAUUGGGAAAGCUCGGGUUGUUUGCUGUGAUGAUAGGUCAGAUUCAUCUCUCGUGAGCAAUCGGGUGGUGCAUGCAGCAAGAGAGGUCGCGAGUCAGUUGCUGCGAGGACAGAACGUCCUCGUCAUUGUCUCGUAG
This is a messenger RNA of Penicillium concentricum, 1947 nucleotides long. RefSeq lists its product as uncharacterized. The transcript has 3 exons. Gene Ontology annotation, biological process: L-tryptophan biosynthetic process. The record is from RefSeq and is a predicted model, not a curated record. Lineage: Eukaryota; Fungi; Ascomycota; Eurotiomycetes; Eurotiales; Aspergillaceae. Gene Ontology annotation, molecular function: tryptophan synthase activity. Gene Ontology annotation, cellular component: cytoplasm. Bases 1 to 1947 code for a protein of 648 amino acids.